Messenger RNA from Photinus pyralis (common eastern firefly), 2144 nucleotides. RefSeq lists its product as uncharacterized. The coding region runs from base 114 to 866 and encodes 250 amino acids. The transcript has 6 exons. Gene Ontology annotation, biological process: homophilic cell-cell adhesion; synapse organization. The record is from RefSeq and is a predicted model, not a curated record. Gene Ontology annotation, cellular component: plasma membrane; neuronal cell body; axon. Lineage: Eukaryota; Metazoa; Arthropoda; Insecta; Coleoptera; Lampyridae. Gene Ontology annotation, molecular function: protein binding; axon guidance receptor activity.
CUGAAAUUUCCGUCGAGAGGGCCGUCGUCCAUUCGGGCGAAGGUUUCGAAGCGCAACUCGUCUGCAUUGUUCAUGGUGAAAGUCAACCCGAGGUGCUAUGGUACCGAGAUACGAUGCAACUGGACACGACCGAAAGAAGAAUUAUGGAAUCUCGUGGCUCACGUCACACGCUGGUCAUCCGCAAAGUCCAUCGGUCCGAUUUUGGCAACUACACCUGCGUCGCCGACAACCAACUGGGCAAAACAAGGAAGAGCGUCCAACUGACAGGUAAACCGAACCCGGCGAAAUUCAGCAGCGCAUCCAGAGGACAAUGGCGAGAUAGCUACAACAUAACCUGGGCCGUCGAAUCUCUGAGUCCCAUUGAGGAGUUCAAGCUGCUGUAUCGCAGACUGCCGGAGGUGAGCGGAAACGGAGAGGAUGGCCACCCGAGGCCUUUGCAGCAUCAGUCUUCUAAAAGAGAGAACAGAACCUUCGCUUCAACGGGCUACUACAACAUGGGCUACGGACGGCAGUACAUCGACCGGCGAUCCGAUUGGAGGGACGUGAUUUUGCCGGCGAUGCCGAUACAGGCGCCCGGAUUGCAGACGAUGAGCUACGUCAUUCGGGCUUUGGAGCCGGCGCAGAUCUACGAGGCCAAGGUACAGUCGCGGAAUAAAUACGGAUGGAGUCCGAUCUCCGAGGCGUUCACGUUCCAAACCACCGACUCAGCAGAUCUCGCGUUCCCCGACAGGCCGCAAACUCCUCGUCACGUUUACAACGAUAACGAAGUUCGAGACUUGGGAAUCCGAAUCUUCUCGUUGAGCGCCACCUGGAGGCCAAUCAGCUUUCUUCUUAUAUCAUGUACCAUUCUAGACACUUUAAUAUAAUUACUAAGUUAACGCUCACUUAUUGUUUAAGUACCUUUUUUUUCUAUACAAUUAGAAUCACUGAUUGGACAUUACACCAAACGAAGGUGCUUUACAUUUUACAGUUUCUUCACGAAACUCCAAAAGGUAGAGUUUUCACCUAUUUUGCUGUUAAAUGUGCACUUACUCUAUUGUAUUAUUAUUAAGAAUAAUUUAUAGUUUCGGCUAUCUACUGGUGUAGUUUGUUCGCAUAGCGCCACCAAUCUCUCAUGGUAACUCUACCAGUUGAUGGUUAAAUUGUUUCAUAGAUUAGAUAGUUUAUUUAUCAACCCCUUGUGCGACAACUUCGGCUCUUUGCCGAGCGAAGGUGUUUUUAUAAGGUGUAGUUCUUAUAUGUUUGUUGGAACACCGCUUUUAUUGUUGUUUAUUUCAUUUUGGGAAAUUUCUACGCUUAUGUAAGGAAGGCGGCGAGGCAUGCGGUGUUUUAACAUUCGUAUUAAAUGGUUAAGUUUCUGUAAGAGGGUCCAAAUAGCCUAAUACCUAUUACUCGGUUCGCUUUUGCUUUAUGAUGACUAAAUAAUUCUUUCUUCUAGUACUUGUUCGUAUAUAAUUGUUACUGUAGACUAUUACGUUCCCUUCAAGUUCAUUAUACGAGUACGUUGUGAAAAAUUCCCAUAAAUGUUAAACCUGCCAUUAAUACGUACGGAUGCUAUUUUUGGAUGUAAAUAAACUCUAGCCUAGAAAGCUUUCAAUUUCUACUUAAUCUGUAAUGCAGUAUUAAUUAUUGUAAAUAUAUGUAAGUGUAUCUUAAGAUGAAAGGUGUGGUGUAAAAGAGGCUUAAAUUUCAUAUUCGUUAAGGCAAAACGUGGUCGCGCGAAUGAAAGGGUAAAUUCUUAAAUGUGUAAUUAGGAGAAAGUAUUUUUGUUAUGUAAAGUAAGCAGCUUUUAAGUGUCGUGAUAUAUAUUUGAUAAUCAGUUGUUUGAGAUCACCUUUGCACAAAAUACUUUUAAGUGCAAGUACCUAUUCGACAAGAAUCCAUAAGCAAAAAAAAAAUGAUUCACUAACAGUUAAUGUUUAUUAAAAUACAAAUUUGCCCGUCAGAAAUGCUGGGCGGCUUUGUAAUGCAUGUUGAAACUCAUAAAUGUGCUAUUUACUUCAAUUGUUAAGAUGAUGCGAGGAGGGCUGUAAAUGAGAAAAAUAAACGGAAUUGCUGCUAGUGGAUAACUAAGCGGGUCAAACCGAGCUGGAAAUUAAAUUUUGAAUUGUAUGUUAAACAUGGGACUGAGAAUAAUAUUAAUA